ACGGCCAUGACCCGGGCCGUGACGGCGCUCACCACCCUGCAAAGCUACUACAACCCGACGACGGGAAUUUGGAACACGUGCGGCUGGUGGAACGGGGCCAACUGCCUGACCACCCUCGCCAACCUCGCCCUCAAAAACAGUACCGUCAACGCCACCGCCACCGAGGUCAUCGAAAACACCUUCCGGGUGGCCACGAACACGAACCCGUACCCGGCGCGCGGGAUCGACGCCGACUACACGGCGGCGAACGGUACCGCGUACACGAUCCCCGGCCAGCCGACGGGGGCGGCCAACGCCUCGCUGUGGCUGGACGGGAGCUACGACGACGACAUGUGGUGGGGGAUGGCGUGGGUGGCUGCGUACGACGUGACGGGGGAGCCGGAUUAUCUGGAGCUGGCGGAGGGGGUGUUCUACCAUCUUAGCCGCGCCUGGCCCUCGCUCUGCGGCAACGGCGGCCUGGACUCGGACUACACGCACGUGUACGUGGGCGCCAUCAGCAACGAGCUCUUCCUGGCGCUGGGCGCCUCGCUGGCCAACCGCGUCGCGACCAACAGCAGCCGGGCCUACUACCUCGACUGGGCGAAGCGGCAAUGGGCGUGGUUCGAGGGCAGCGGGCUGAUCAACGCGGACCACACGAUCAACGACGGGCUAACGGGGGCGUGCACCAACAACGGGAUGACGGUGUGGUCGUACAACCAGGGCGUCAUCCUGGGGGGAUUGGUGGAGCUGCACCAUGCCACGGGCAGCCACGCCUCCAACUCCACGUACCUGACUGCCGCGGCCCGGAUCGCGCAGGGGGCGAUCGCGGCGCUGGCCGACGAGGACGACGUGAUCCAUGAAUCGUGCGAGCCGGACAGCUGCGACUCGAACGAGACGCAGUUCAAGGGGAUCUUUAUUCGGAAUCUCAAGGUGUUGCAGGGCGUCGCGCCGAAUGAGACCUACGCCCGAGUCAUCAAUGCGUCGGCGGCGAGUCUGUGGGCGAAUGAUCGUACUGAGGCGACGGGGUUCGGGGUCGAUUGGUCGGGCCCCGUCGAUGCGGCGACGGUCAAUGCCUCGACGCAGAGUUCGGCACUGGAUGCGCUGGUCGCGGCGAUUUGGUAGAUGUCCCCCACCCCGCCCCUGGUGGGUUGGUUGGUGCAUUUGGG
This is a messenger RNA of Aspergillus brunneoviolaceus CBS 621.78, 1145 nucleotides long. Its product is annotated as putative glycosyl hydrolase. Gene Ontology annotation, biological process: carbohydrate metabolic process. The transcript has 2 exons. Lineage: Eukaryota; Fungi; Ascomycota; Eurotiomycetes; Eurotiales; Aspergillaceae. Bases 7 to 1101 code for a protein of 364 amino acids. The record is from RefSeq and is a predicted model, not a curated record.